CAAGAUGCAAAGAAAAUUCUUCGUUUUGGGUGAACUUUCUUCCUAACACUGAGAAAAGGUUCAGACGAGGGUUUGAUUGUUACUUCCGUUGGCACGUCUUGCUUCCGGUCCGUGGCAGCGCCGGAGUUUAGAACCCCAUUUGAGACUUCGCAUCUCGCAGCAGAAUGCCCCCCAAGAAGAGAGCGCAGACGAGCCCUGCCGGCGACGCCAGCAAGAGGUCUAAGCAGGGAAGCAGUCCGUCUCAGCGGCGAGAAGGAUCUCCUACUGACAGCCUGUCGAUGGAGUCGGAGGUCGUGAAGGUCAAGGAGGAGCUCUCGGGUCCCGAAACAGCCAACAUGAGUGCCAGCACUUCAAGUCCCAAGUUGUGGUGCCGAGACUGCGGCGAGGAUGCCACGGAGGACUGCGAGGACUCGGGCCACUCCGUGUGCUCCCUCCGCCAGCUGCGUUUGGACGAAGGGCCCCCAAGGGGCAGCGUCUGGGCAAAGUGGCGACGUCGGCGCGCGAGGUGGUGA
Messenger RNA from Thrips palmi, 512 nucleotides. RefSeq lists its product as uncharacterized. Lineage: Eukaryota; Metazoa; Arthropoda; Insecta; Thysanoptera; Thripidae. Bases 165 to 512 code for a protein of 115 amino acids. The transcript has 4 exons. The record is from RefSeq and is a predicted model, not a curated record.